Messenger RNA from Fraxinus pennsylvanica, 324 nucleotides. Lineage: Eukaryota; Viridiplantae; Streptophyta; Magnoliopsida; Lamiales; Oleaceae. The record is from the annotation of a GenBank genome assembly.
AUGACGAGGAGUUCAGCCGAGGCUUACGACCCGCAACACGAUAUCAAAGCAAGAAUGUGGGAACUGGAUGUUCUUCCAUAUCAGACUGUUGAUGUCAGUGGGAAGCUUUACAGUUCUGACAAUUCCUUUUUAGCCGUGGAAGAGAAUAAGUUGUACUUCCUGGCUGGUUAUAGGAUGCCCGGAGAGGCAUCAGGAUUGAGGUCGCAGGUGCACAUUUUCGGCACGACUGUGAACGGAGAUGGAUGGAGGACCUUUGAGCCAGUUGAUGAGGGAAAGGGAAAGAAGCUUUGUGGCCGUAGCUGUGUUCUAAAACAGGGCUACUAG